GAGGCUGAAUAAUAACAGUUUGAGUGGACGUAUUCCCAUGUCUCUAACCACCAUUGUUGCACUUCAAGUACUUGAUCUCUCAAGCAAUCAUUUGACAGGACCAGUUCCAGUCAAUGGUUCCUUUACGCUUUUUACUCCUAUAAGUUUUGCUAAUAACCAAUUGGAAGUUCCUCCAGCUUCUCCGCCUCCUCCUCUUCCUCCUACACCCUCAUCUUCUUCUUCAGUGGGCAACAGUGCAACUGGAGCCAUCGCUGGAGGAGUUGCUGCAGGCGCUGCUCUUCUAUUUGCAGCUCCUGCAAUUUUUCUUGUUUGGUGGCGUCGGAGGAAACCACAAGAUCACUUCUUUGAUGUUCCUGCUGAAGAGGAUCCAGAAGUUCAUCUAGGACAACUCAAGAGGUUUUCCUUGCGUGAACUACAAGUUGCAUCAGAUAAUUUUAGCAACAGAAAUAUACUUGGUAGAGGUGGAUUUGGUAAGGUUUAUAAGGGCCGGUUAGCUGAUGGCUCUUUAGUUGCAGUGAAAAGACUAAAAGAGGAACGUACUCAAGGUGGGGAGUUGCAGUUUCAGACAGAAGUAGAAAUGAUCAGCAUGGCUGUACACCGAAAUCUACUGCGUUUAAGGGGCUUUUGCAUGACUCCCACUGAGCGCGUGCUUGUUUAUCCAUACAUGGAGAACGGAAGUGUUGCAUCACGUUUAAGAGAGCGGCCUGAAUCGGAGCCCCCACUUGACUGGUCAAAAAGGAAGCGUAUUGCACUUGGAUCGGCAAGAGGCCUUGCUUACUUGCAUGAUCAUUGUGAUCCUAAGAUUAUUCAUCGUGAUGUCAAAGCCGCAAAUAUCUUAUUGGAUGAGGAGUUUGAAGCAGUUGUUGGGGAUUUUGGGUUAGCUAAACUCAUGGACUACAAGGAUACUCACGUUACCACUGCUGUACGUGGUACAAUUGGGCAUAUUGCCCCUGAAUAUUUAUCCACUGGUAAAUCUUCUGAGAAAACGGAUGUGUUUGGCUAUGGGGUUAUGCUUCUAGAGCUCAUAACUGGCCAAAGGGCUUUUGAUCUUGCUCGACUUGCGAAUGAUGAUGAUGUCAUGUUGCUUGAUUGGGUGAAGGGACUCCUGAAGGACAAGAAAUAUGAAACAUUAGUUGAUGUAGAUCUCCAAGGUAAUUACAAUGAAGAAGAGGUGGAGCAGCUUAUUCAGGUAGCUCUACUCUGCACGCAGAGUACGCCUACAGAACGUCCAAAGAUGUCGGAUGUUGUUAGAAUGCUUGAAGGCGAUGGCCUUGCUGAGAGGUGGGAGGAAUGGCAAAAGGAGGAGAUGUUCAGGCAAGAUUACAACAAUGUCCACCAGCCCCAUACUGAUUGGAUAAUAGCCGACUCCACUUCAAAUAUCCGACCAGAUGAAUUGUCGGGGCCAAGAUGAUCUUUAAGUUAUACUGCCAUCAGCACAUAUAGGACUGACUCUUUUGAGGGAAAAUCCUCUUUGUAUCUGUAGUUGGUAAUUGUCAUCUUUGUGCAUAACAUUUUCCUUCUUUUCCAUUUUUUGUUUCUUUCAGUCAGUUAUAUUGUAUUCGAUUACGUCAAAAUGUCUAUAGGUGAUUGGGUCAUUACAGGUCUGAAUAUGAAAGUUAGCCGGAAUGGCGUUUGUUAAAAGAAUAAACACGUGUAAACUUCAAGCUUUCACAAUUUCUUUCAUGUUCACCGGCAGUUUGUUGA
This is a messenger RNA of Nicotiana tabacum (common tobacco), 1704 nucleotides long. The record is from RefSeq and is a predicted model, not a curated record. NCBI's taxonomy places the organism in Eukaryota, Viridiplantae, Streptophyta, Magnoliopsida, Solanales, Solanaceae.